CAUAAUUAAUUUCUAUUAUCUUGGUAACAAUUACAAUUAUAUCUGGAUUUAUAUUACAUAGAUUUUAUUAUAUUAUAUUACAAAUGAUUGCAAUAAUAACAUUCAUUUAUAUUAUAUUAUCAUUAUUGAAUCAAUUCAUUAUAAUAUAUGGAAUGAUACCAGUACAAUGUGGUUAUAAUUUAACUAGACGUAUACCAGUAUGUUGUCCAUUAAGUAAUAUUAAUGGUAAAGUAUGCGGUGGACCAAAAUAUGGUGAAUGUAUACAAAUAUGGACACCUAAAGAGAAAGUACCAAGUGUAUUUUUAAUAGAUGAUAGAAUUGAUUGGCCAAAACGUUAUUUUACAUAUUUUUGUCAAUGUUUUGGUAAUUAUUUUGGUGCAGCUUGUGAUGAAUGUUGGUUUGGAUGGAAAGGUAAACAUUGUAAUAAACGUUCAAUUAAAAUACGACGCGAUAUAAAAACAUUAACUGAUAGGGAAUUAUAUAUAUUUAAAAGAUUAAUUGUAUUAAGUCAAACAUGGCCAUCUGGUUAUCUUUUAAUUGAUGAAUCAGAUAACUGGAAUGUUGAUCCACUGACAAAACCUAAAUUAGAACAUGCUCCUGUUCAAUAUUACAUUACUUAUUUACAUCGUUAUGGUAGCCGUAGUACAUUGUAUAAAAAUGUUCAGGAUUGUGAAGAUUAUGGAAUAUUAAAUUUCAAUCAUGAUGGUGUUUGUUUUCCAACUUGGCAUCGUUAUUAUAAUCUGUUAUGGGAGAGAUUGAUGACAAAAAUUGCGAUACAAGUAUUUGGUAUAUCAGAUUAUGCAACACCAUAUUGGGAUUGGAUCGGUUUAAGGCAUUGUGAUAUAUGUACAAAUAGAUAUAUUGGCGCACCGGGUAGACGCAGUGAAAUGGGAUUACAUAUAUCAUCUGGAUCACCAUUUAGUAAUCUAACUGAGUACUGCUAUGAACCAAUGAAAGAUUUGCUUUGUUCUGGUUGUCAGAGAGGUGGAAAAGGAAUAAUUACACGGGAAUUUAAAAAAGGGAACCUUCCGGAUGUAGAGGAUUUGAAAUUCGUUUUAAGCUUAAAAAAAUUUCAUGUUCCUGGUGAACGUCUCAGUCCUGUAUGUCUAUCAUUUAAUAUCGCAUUAGAAGGAUUUUGCGGUCGACCCGGUGCUGAUCCAAAUCAUAGAUGGUUUCAUAAUAAAAUACAUGUAUUGAUUGAUGGAAGUAUGUGUUGUACAGCGACAGCAAGCAAUGAUCCAUUAUUUAUAUUACAUCAUAUAUUUAUAGAUAAAAUAUUUGAAUGUUGGUUAAAGACAUAUAAUCCUAGUCCAGAAGAAUACCCAGAUAAACAUGUACGUCCUGGACAUUCAAGAUAUUCAUUUAUUGUUGGUAUAAUACCACUUGCUAGAAAUAUUGAUUUUUUUACACCCUUAACAAAUUUUGGAGUAUACUAUGAUAAUAAAAUAUUUGGUAGAUAUGCAGAGGAUGGAAGACCGCCAUUUUAUUGUUCAAAAAUGGAUACUAUCAUAAAAGGUUCUUAUUAUUAUUGAAUAAUUUUUUUUAUUUCAUUCAAUAUUCAAUAUGAAUAUUUAAUUAAAAAACUGUAAUAAAAAAAUCAAUAAUUUUGGUGAUUAUAAAAAGUUAAAGUAGUUUAGUUACAUAACUUACACGAAAAAUCAUAAUAAUUAAAUAUCGGAUAUUCAAUUUAUAGAUGGAUACUAAUUUCAUGUAAAGUUGCAAUGAAUAAGGCUUUGAAAUAAUAACUAUGUUACGU
Messenger RNA from Schistosoma intercalatum, 1756 nucleotides. The record is from the annotation of a GenBank genome assembly. Lineage: Eukaryota; Metazoa; Platyhelminthes; Trematoda; Strigeidida; Schistosomatidae.